GAUAUCUUGAACAUGACCGUUGAAAUUAGUGGUUUUGAAUCUAGAUAGAUACUGAAAUAUUUCGCUUAAGAUUUGUGUGAAUAAAAUAUAACAGCUAAUAUAAAAAAAGAGUAUAUACAGAAUAAAAACAUUUUGUUGAAAAAACAUCAACAAUCGUGUUAUUUUCCUUAUAAUUUCUAAUAGUAAGAACACUAUUUUUAUUCAUGACUAAUGUUUGCAUCAUCAAACCUCGCUAAAUAAAGUUCGCUAGAAACAUCCUCGCUAAGUUUUCGCUAGAUUUAGUUCGCUAUUACAUCGCUCUCAAAUAUUAACAAUUUGUCUAAUAUUUGGUUUUCUUCCUACUAAAUAGCAUAUAGAUACCCAACAAAAUAUAUAUCAGCAUAAAGAAAAAUUGAUAAACAUUCAUAUGGUAUAUAUUUAAUACCAAAUCACGAUAAAUAAGGGAGAAAAUAAUCGAUAAAUAAAAAAAGAAAGCGGCAACUCAAGCUGAAAAAUUGUAAACAAAAACAGAAAAUUCAAAGAGGAAAUCACAAUUUUCUUUUCCUAAAAAAGUGUAAAAUAACAAGAAAGUAAUGGAAGAAAGUAUGAGAGAAAAGCUAUAAUACGCGAGUAGGGUAGACAGAAGAAGAUGAUAUCGCCAAAUAAGUAAUAAAUGAAGAACAUAAGGUAAUAAAAGACAAAAGAUAAAGGAAGAAAAAAAUAGAGAAUAUACAAAUAACUCCAGAAAAUUUGUGGAAUAGAUCUCGUGACAUUAUAAUGAAGAAGAAGAAGAGAGAUGGAGAAGAAGAAGAUAAACUUGGUGGCGAUUGGACCUCAAGGCAAGAGAGUUGGUCUCGUCGUUUCUUCCUUUCGACAGUUUAUUACGAAAAGUUGUGACAAGUUUGGUUUGCAGAAUGACAAAACACUGAAGGUCGCCCUCUCCGAUGACACAGAGAUUGAUGAGGAAUACUUUGAGUUUGUGUCUCCUGGGAGCGAACUCCACAUCUCUUCAUCUUCUGAAGAUGCCCCAAAGGAGAUCCAAGCCUUAGCUGCCUUCCUCCACCGUUGCCUCCAGAACCAGCCGCAAGUGCACGAUCGGAUUAUGGGUGUCCUGCGUGAGUCGAGCCAGUCCCCAAAGGUGGCCGAGAUUCUGGGUCUGCUAUCUGCAUCAUCGCAGGACUUAGUAUCCAUGAGUGAGAGAAAAUGCGACAAUGAGUGGUUUAAAGGAUUGGACACCAAAUUCAAGACCAAGGAAUCCGUCAUGCGAAACAGUGCGGAGAUGAGAAUGCGAGGCUACUUCGAGCAAGCCAAGAAGGAGCUCUUGGCGGAUGAUUCGAGCAGCAGUGGGCCCGCAAGACAAGCCAUAGAGUUCUUCAGACAACAGCUGAAGAAUUGCGGGCACAAUGCAGCAUACUUCGACCGCACUGCUUCCAAAUGCCUUCGACUGUGUAACUCAGAUGGUCUGUUUGAGUGUGAGGGACAGUAUGAUUUGUCAAGGUGUUUCUCGUCGCAUUUCAUCAACCCUUAUGCAUGUAGAGAAGCUCGCAUUGUGUUUUCCACGUGGAACCUUGACCAUGUAAUUGAGAAGUCCCGCGCCAUCCUCCCCACGCUCAAGAAGGCUCUCAAGGGGCCCAGGGCAGAGUCCGUCAACCUGCCCUACUUCCACAGCCUCCUCUUCCAGCACAAGCGCGAGAAGGAAGGUGAGGAUCCGGAAGGCAACCUCAAGCUGGUCCACAUUGCAUGCCACGUCAAGAAGCCGCACGAGGACCGCUGCGACCAGGGGAAGAUCUAUUUGGAAGAGGAAUACUCCAGUGACAAAACCAAUGGAUGCGACGUAAUGGAUGGCCGGCGGGUGACACAGUCUCAAUCUCGGUCCUGUGGUGUGACGGCUACGACAAACUUAGUCAGCACACGAAGGAGGAAACGCACAAGCAUUGAUAUCCACAGUGUAAGGAGAAGCAAGAGGCUGUGUCUUAUCACCAGGAAGGAGAAGACAAAGAGACAGAACCUUUAUAAACCAUUAUGAAAUACCCAAUUCAUAACUGAUAUUAAAUGAUUUAUAGUAUGCAGAAAAGGAUGAGGUGAGAGGUUGAAUCCCCUAAAGUGGAUUGUUACCAAGAAUUAUAUUUCAUGAUUAUCAUGCUCAAUAUCCUGUGAUAAAUGAGUGAUUUCCACUAAGGAACCAGUGAAGAACCCAAAGUAGAAGAAGAAAGUAAUAUAUUUGAUAUAUUUUAAUGAAGUUAGUUAAACAUUUAUGAAGGCAUAGCUGAGAAUGAAGCAAGAAAUCAGGUUAAUUUUCUUGUAAUCACAAAGCAUUCCCGAGUGAGAGAUUUUUUGUGUAUUGUAUUUUAGUCAAAGAAUGCAAAAAUCUUGUUUUGUUUUGCUUUUGUAUAUGUUAUCUUGUGUGCCACAAUUCUAUUUUAUAUUUUUGGAUCUCUGCAAGUGAAUAAUUUAGUUGUUGGUCGCAUAAAUUUUUUUCUUUUAUGAUCCAAGCCGAGUGUUGCUUCUGAUUUAGUAGUUGAAAGUGCAUGUGUGGGUGUGUGUGAGUAGGUCGAUGGGUGUGUGCAAGUAUGAAUGUACUUAAAGUCUUUAAUUAUAUACAUGAUAUUUAAAAUCACAUAAAAAUCAAAUAUGAUCCGGUGACAUGAAAAGAACCUGUGAUUAUCUCCACCAGUGUUUCCCUGUGUGUAGUUUGAUACUGGAACUAUAGAAAGAAGUAUGCAGGGGUGUGUUGUUUUAUUGUUGGAUUUUUUAUAUUUUCAUUUAUUAGUGCUGAUUCGGAAACUGAAAUUUUCUUUGGUAAGACAAUUUUUAAUAGUAUUUUGAUAUUCUGUAGCCUGUAUUAUGAUGAAUGUGUAUAUAUGCGAGAAAUACACAGUAAAUCAAUAUAUUUAAUUUAAAAGUUGAAGAUGACUGAUGAGAAUAUAAAAUCUAUUUUGGUUUUGAAAAUAACAUCUCACUUUUCAAGAAAAGUUUGU
Penaeus vannamei (Pacific white shrimp) is the source of this 2957-nucleotide messenger RNA. It is a transcript of the gene Drep4, whose product is annotated as DNA fragmentation factor-related protein 4. The record is from RefSeq and is a predicted model, not a curated record. Gene Ontology annotation, biological process: apoptotic DNA fragmentation; apoptotic process. Gene Ontology annotation, molecular function: DNA endonuclease activity. Gene Ontology annotation, cellular component: cytoplasm; nucleus. NCBI's taxonomy places the organism in Eukaryota, Metazoa, Arthropoda, Malacostraca, Decapoda, Penaeidae.